AUGCGGUAUCUCCCGUCGACGAUUGUCGACCUGGUCAUGCCCUGCUUAAAGUCUGUCUUCUCCUGUCGUCAUGCUCAAAAUUUUUCUUUCUCUCAGGUCAACAACGUCUUAUAUAUAUAACAAUUUUUAAUUUCUUCUACAAACCGGCUAUUGUGCAUUGCAUUGUUCUUCCUACGUAGGAUAGUGCUCUCAUCAUGGCGCCUCCGACUUAUGCGGGGAUGUCAGGGCGGAAACUGUCCCUGACAGUCUCUACCAUUGCGACAAUGGGCUUUUUACUUUUCGGAUAUGAUCAGGGUGUGAUGUCGGGCAUCAUCUCGGAUCCCGCCUUCAAUGACAUGUUUACGGCAACGAAAGGCGAUAACACCAUGCAGGCUACUGUAACUGCAGUCUAUGAAGUUGGUUGCCUCUUCGGCGCAAUUCUUGCAUUGUUGUUUGGCGAUCGGCUGGGUCGCCGGUGGAUGGUUAUCAUAGGUGCGACUGUCAUGAUUGUCGGCGUCGUCAUUCAGGUGUCUGCUAUGCCAGGCUCGCUUCCUCUACUUCAAUUUAUCUUCGGUCGAGUCAUUACCGGCAUUGGAAAUGGAAUGAACACCUCCACAAUUCCUACAUAUCAAGCCGAGUGUUCCAAAACCAGUAAUCGAGGACUUCUCAUUUGCAUUGAAGGUGGUAUCAUUGCAAUUGGCACAGCCAUUGCUUACUGGAUCGAUUAUGGCGCGCACUACGGCCCGCAAGAUCUGGUUUGGAGAUUCCCAAUCGCGUUCCAGGUCUUGUUUGGUAUCAUCAUCAUUGUGGGCAUGGUAUACCUUCCGGAAUCACCUCGCUAUCUCAUCGCUCACGACAAAAUCGCCGACGGUGAGCGGGUUCUAGCCGCGCUGGCAGGUACCGAGAUUGAUGAUCACCACACUCAGUUGGAAAAGACCCUGAUUUUAGAUUCCGUCCGAGCUUCGGGUGCCGUAAAGGCCAAGUUUACCGAUCUGCUUACCGGUGGCCCCUCUCAACAUCUGCGUCGUAUGCUGGUCGGUUCAUCCUCGCAGAUGUUCCAGCAGAUCUCUGGUUGCAACGCUGUCAUCUACUAUCUCCCAGUCUUGCUCGAACAAUCUAUCGGCCAAUCCCAUAACUUUGCGCUCUUAAUAGGUGGUAUCAACAUGAUCUGCUACGCUAUCUUCGCAACAUUCUCUUGGUUCUUCAUUGAAAAGAUCGGUCGCCGAAAGUUAUUCCUCGGGGGCAGUUAUGGGCAGUGCGCUGCAAUGAUCAUUGUAUUCGGGUGCCUUAUCCCUGGAGACUCCCAAACCGCGAAGGGUGCCGUCUUCGGCUUCUUCCUCUACAUGUGUUUCUUCGGUGCCACCUGGCUGCCCCUGCCAUGGCUCUAUCCUGCCGAACUUUCCCCUAUCAAGACCAGAGCCAAGGCCAAUGCUAUUUCCACUUGCAACAACUGGCUGUUCAACUUUACCGUGGUCAUGAUCACCCCUGUGAUGGUGGAACAUAUCGGCUGGGGCACAUAUCUGUUCUUCGCUGCCUGGAACGCUGUUUUCAUUCCAAUCAUCUGGUUCUUCUACCCAGAAACCGCAGGUCGUAGUCUGGAAGAAAUCGACCUGAUCUUCGCCAAGGGCUAUGUCGAGAAGAUGAACUACGUGCGUGCCUCGAAAGAACUCCCCAAGCUCUCGGACGAGGAGAUCGAGGCCAAGGCAGCCGAAUACGGCAUUCUCAACAACGACGAGAAGAUCGAAGAGAGAAUCGCCGAGCAUCACCCUCCGGAUUCUCAGGAAUACUCCUCCUACCUGCCUACUCAGAUGUAAAGACAUGGUGG
Messenger RNA from Aspergillus alliaceus, 1804 nucleotides. RefSeq names its product putative MFS monosaccharide transporter. The transcript is spliced from 4 exons. Lineage: Eukaryota; Fungi; Ascomycota; Eurotiomycetes; Eurotiales; Aspergillaceae. Gene Ontology annotation, biological process: carbohydrate transport; transmembrane transport. Gene Ontology annotation, cellular component: membrane. Gene Ontology annotation, molecular function: carbohydrate:proton symporter activity. The record is from RefSeq and is a predicted model, not a curated record. Bases 195 to 1793 code for a protein of 532 amino acids.